This is a messenger RNA of Haplochromis burtoni (Burton's mouthbrooder), 2800 nucleotides long. Its product is annotated as platelet endothelial aggregation receptor 1-like. The transcript has 16 exons. The coding region runs from base 95 to 2800 and encodes 901 amino acids. The record is from RefSeq and is a predicted model, not a curated record. NCBI's taxonomy places the organism in Eukaryota, Metazoa, Chordata, Actinopteri, Cichliformes, Cichlidae.
GCAAGGUAAAGCUGAUGGAACGACAAAGCAUUUAGCUGCUGGAGCCCAGAUGUAACCUUUUAACUGGGGCGAGUUUUCUAAGAAAUGAUUGCAAAUGUUCCUAUUUGAAAUGUGCUUGUCAGGAACGACUCUUCCACUUCCAUGUGAGAGAGGGUUUUAUUGCCCCAGUGGAUCAGCAUAUCAGCAUCCCUGUCCAUCCGGGACCUAUGGAAACAUAUCAGGACUGGUUGAGGAAUGGCAGUGUUUACAGUGUGACCCCGGGAUGUACUGCAGAGGAACAGGGAGGACUACCCCCACUGGGCAAUGUGCUGCAGGGUUUGUUUGUGCCGAGGGAGCCAGUGAACCUUCACCGUUAGACAAUGUGACAGGAUUCCCUUGCCCGCCUGGGUUCUUUUGCCCUGCAGGCACAUCUGUACCACAACCAUGCCCAAAAGGAACAUUCAGUGAGCAGAUCGGCAUUGUUGAUCAUUCUUUGUGUCGAGGCUGCACACCUGGCUUUUACUGUUCACAGCCUGGCCUUUCUGAAGUGUCUGGACCCUGCUCGCCAGGUUUUUACUGCUUAGAGGGAUCCCAGUCUGCUACUCCAAUGUCAAGUGUAUCGGGAGGUGUUUGUCCGGCAGGCCACUACUGUGCAGAGGGCAGCAGUGCCCCCUCACCUUGCCCGCCUGGUUUUUACCAAAAUAAGACUGGAGGAAAAAGCAAACAUGACUGCAAACCAUGCCCUCUUGGCUGGUUCCAGGAUUUGCCAGGGCAGAACGAGUGUAAUCCCUGUCCCCCUGGGUUCCACUGCCAGCCUCUGAAUCCCAGCCCCACCAGAGGGAGCUCUGCUGGAGUCUCCAGCCCUCUGCCCUGCCCAGCUGGUUAUUUCUGUCCAAAGGAGGAGAGUCCACACAAUCAGCCACUCCCGUGCCCCAAAGGCAGCUACAGCCCCUUGCAGGGUCUCACUAGUGCAGGUCAGUGCUUAGUAUGCCCGGCAGGGCAGUUUUGUGGCUCUGAAGGUCUGGUUGAGCCUUCAGGAUCGUGUGCUGCUGGGUUUCUUUGUCUGACGGGUGCCAAAGUGCCAAACCCCACUGACAACAGAACUGGAUCUCUCUGUCCACCUGGGAUUUUCUGCCAGCAAGGUCUCAGAGCAGGUGAUUGCUGGGUGGGCUUUUAUUGUGACUGGGGCUCCAGCAAAGCAGAUCAGGCUGUGUGUCCAGCUGGUUUCUUCUGCCCCAGUGGAACACCAGCACCGGUGCCUUGUCCUGCAGGAACAUUUAGCUCUCAAACGGGCAACACGCAUCAAUACAACUGCACCAUCUGUACCCCUGGAUACUACUGUCAAGGUGAAGCUACUGUCCAGCCUGUGCUGUGUCCUAUUGGUCACUACUGCCCUGCAGGUCUGACUCUAGGACUGGAGUUCCCUUGCCCACCUGGGACUGUGCAGAACCACCUCGGAGCGUCCAGUCCUGAAACCUGUCUCUCCUGCCCUGCUGGAAUGUUUUGCUCUCAGUCUGGGCAAUCCCAGCCGACAGGUCUCUGUGAAGCAGGAUACUACUGUCCUGCUGGAUCAACCAGUCCAAACUCUACUGAGUAUCAGGGAAAUUCGUCUGGAAGUCAUCUUUGUCCACCUGGCCUGUACUGCCCUGCAGGCACUGGCUAUCCACUCCCCUGCCCUGUUGGUUCUUUCUCCAUCGCUCAAGGACUAAAGGGAGUUGAUGAAUGCACACCCUGCCCCCCUGGACUGUUUUGUGACAGUCCUGCAAUAGCAAAGCUUUCACAAGCGCUCCCGUGUCAGGCUGGGUAUGUGUGCUUGGGCGGCAGCUCCAGUCCCACUCCAUCCAAUGGUCCCCAUGGCUACCUCUGUCCUGCUGGCCACAGCUGUCCUAUUGGCUCAGCACAUGAGGAGCCCUGUGAGCCUGGCACUUACAGUCCUGCCCCGGGAGCAGCCCGUUGCUUAUUAUGCCCCAAAGGAACCACGUGUCCAUCGUCAGCCACUAAAGAGCCCUCCGCUUGCCCCUCUGGUCAUUUCUGUCCUGCUGGGACAGCCCUGCCUCAGCCCUGCCCUUCAGGUACUUUCAACAAUCAGACAGGUGCCCACACGCUCUCUGCCUGCACACCCUGCCCCUCUGGACUGUACUGUGCCGCAUAUGGAGCCUCCAUACCACAAGGUUUAUGUUUGCAGGGUUAUUUCUGCCAUGGUGGAGCUAUGGAACCAGCCCCUCACAGCUCUGAAAACUUCCCCAGGAAUGGCCCUUGCCCUGUGGGCCACUACUGUCCAGCAGGGUGCCUCUCUCCAAUUCCAUGCCCUCUUGGCAGCAUUCGCAACUCCACGGGAGGUGUGUCCAUGGAGAGUUGUUCUUCCUGUCCUGCUGGCCACUACUGCUCUACAGACGGUCUGGCUAGCCCCAGUGGUCCUUGUGCUGCUGGUUUCUACUGCCCUUUUGACUUCUCUUCAACUACCCCAUAUGCAUUCCUCUGUCCCAAGGGCCACCACUGUCUGCAAGGUUCUGCCAUGGCCUUGCCGUGUCCCACAGGAGAGUACCAGCCUAACCAGGGAUCAGACAGCUGCAUUCCCUGCAGACCUGGUUUCUACUGUGAGGAGGCCAUAGUGGGAGAUCCACUACCCUGCCCACCACAUUCAUUCUGCCCUGCAGGAACAAUGGUACCUCAGCCCUGUCCUAAUGGGACAUACACCCUUUCAGAUCUGGGAGGUUUACAGGAAGAGAGAGAGUGUUCACCCUGCCCUCCAGGAAAGUUCUGCAGGUACACAGUCCCAUGCACGUCUUGCACUCUCAAAUAUUCAGAAACAGUGCACUGA